Molecule: messenger RNA, 1290 nt
Organism: Adineta ricciae
Lineage: Eukaryota; Metazoa; Rotifera; Eurotatoria; Adinetida; Adinetidae
Source: the annotation of a GenBank genome assembly
AUGUUGAAUCAUUUAUCUAAAACCCAUGCUUCUUGGUUUACCAUCGACGGAAAGACAUCGACCAGUGUUUCUANACCCGCUGAUACGUUUCCUUUUCUAACUAGUGGUCAACAACCAAGCUUAACAGGCCCACAAAUCAAUCUUCUUCAAGAAAUUCAGCAGAAUCAUCUCGAUGCCAUGCAACGUGCUUUUGGAGUCAUCACCAAACUUGACCUUUGCCAAACAGCAGCCAUUUAUCAGGAACAUUAUGAGAAAACAUUUGCCGAACUCAUAGAAAAGCGCUUCAAACCAGAUCGUAUCUACGCAACUUGUUCGCGACUUGAAAUUCCCAACGACAAUACCGAAGAAUUUCACGUCAUUUCUCGAAAACUGCAAAGCUUCGGUGAUAAUUUAACUCAUGGGUUCCAGCGAUGUCGAGAUAGUUUAAAUAAAUUCAUCGAAUGGGAUCUACCGAAAACACAUUUAAAGCAACUAAUUGAUGUGGGCAAAAUAAAACUGAUCCAGCUAAUUCAUGAGCGUAUCGAAAAAAUCAAAGACAAACGAAUUUUGCCAGAAAAUCUGACAAGCAUCUCAAUCGAGGAGUACAUUACGCAAAAAACAAUGAAAGAUUGGGAUAAAACUUAUUACAAGGAUUACUUUCAACCGAUUUUCGAUCACGCGAAUUACUGGCAUACGAUGAUUGUCACGAAAGAACGCGCGAUAUUCAUUGAAGAUGUCAAACAGAAGUUUCGUGAAACAUUUUAUGACGUGACAAAGGAAUUCAUGCAGCAAAAGUUUCCUAUUGAACAAUUAGCUUGUGAACAAUACACAGCAUCAAAAUUGCAAUUGAACAUUCAUCCUAUUGAUAAUCAAAUUCGUGAAAAAUUAACUUUCGAUUUGGAAAAUCAUAUGGACACAACGGCGAAAAUUCUCGCCGAAUAUUUAUAUUAUAAAUACAUUUGUGAAUUAGAAAAUAUUCUCAAUAAAAUAUCAUCACCCACACAAGAUCUAUAUCGGACGAAAUUAACAUUAGAAAAAUGCGUUUAUCAAGUUCAUGCAUUGAUUCUGAGAGUCUGUCGACCAGUCAUUACUGCAACUUUACGAUAUUCAUAUUUAGAUCUGUCUGCGAAACAAGACGCGAUCAACGAAUUGAUUUACAUUGCACCGACUGUUGCUUUUAACAUAGCGAAUAUUCCAGAUUCGGACGACAACGAUGACUUGCUUGGAACACAAAUACUUGCAUCAGUAGAAUCAUUAGCUGAUAGAAGUGAAAUGACCACGUCGAUUAUCAGGACACUUUUUAAGAAGUAG